Molecule: messenger RNA, 1398 nt
Organism: Knipowitschia caucasica
Lineage: Eukaryota; Metazoa; Chordata; Actinopteri; Gobiiformes; Gobiidae
Source: the annotation of a GenBank genome assembly
AUGGAUUCUACCUCAGUCUUCGCUCUGUGUCUGCUGCUCUGCGUCUCCAGAACCUUCUCUACUGUGGCUCCAUGGACAGAGUUGGAGGAAGCAAAGACGUAUCUGAAUAAGUUUGGCUACAUGGAAGACUCUCAAGACCCCAACAACCUGGAGGACAUCAUCGAAGCUCUCAAGGUGUUUCAGAGGGCCAACGAGCUGCCCCCUACUGGAGAGCUGGAUGAACAGACUCUGGAGGUGAUGAGGAGCCCGCGCUGUGGCAUCCAGGACCCCUUUAACCAGAGGCAGCAGAAGUACAGAGUGAUGGGCCGGUGGAGGAAGCGCGCCCUGACCUACCGGAUCCUCUCCUGGACCCCAGACCUGUCUCGGUCUGAAGUCCGGUCCGCUCUGCGCGCGGCCUUUGCGUACUGGAGCGAGGUCACGGCUCUGAGCUUCAGGGAGGUGCAGUUUGGAGCCGCCGACAUCCGCAUCUCCUUCCACACCAAGGACGGGCUGUGCCCCGUGCCUUUCGACGGACCAGGUCAGGUCCUGGCCCACGCCGAAGCCCCCGAGUCUGGGGUGGUACACUUCGAUGAGGACGAGCAGUGGACCGAGGGCUCUUUUCGGGGCACGAAUCUGCGCAUUGUGGCGGCUCACGAGAUCGGCCACGCGCUGGGGCUGGCGCACUCACAGUACCGCAGCGCACUUAUGGCCCCGGUGUAUUCUGGGUACAGGCUGAACUUCAAACUGCACCAUGACGACAUCAGGGGCAUUCAGGCGCUCUACGGUAAGCGGGCGCCAGGUCCUGUGGCCAGCUCUCCCCCUUCUCCUCUUCGUCCCACUCUGAGCUCGGGUCGUGUCCCGGACCCCUGCAGAGCCCCCCUGGACGCCAUCAUGCUCGGUCCCUGGGGGAAGACCUUUGCCUUCAGUGGGGACUAUGUCUGGACCGUGUCGGACUUGGGACACAAUGCUCCAAUCCGGAUCCAGCGUCUGUGGAGAGAACUGCCGGGGAACCUAAACGCCGCCGUGCACUCGCCUCGCACCAACAAGACCUACUUCUUCAAAGGUAACAGAGUGUGGAGGUACCAGAACUUCCUGCUGGAUUACGGGUACCCCAAACCCCUGACCCGAAUCCCCCCAAACAUCCACGCUGCGCUGUACCUCCAGAAGAACCAAAAACUAGUCUUCAUCAAGGGCUCGGAGUUCUGGCAGUGGGAUGAGCUCCGUCACACAGACAUGUCCCUGUACCCAAAGCCCCUCUCUCUGCUGCUGCCGGGACCCUCCAGUCCGGACGCUGCCUUCACCUGGACCAACGGCCGUAUCUACCUGUUCAAGGGCGCCUCAUACUGGAGAGUGAGCGAGCAGCUGAGCCUGGACCCGGGGUACCCCCAGAGCACCAGGCUGCGCUGGAUGCGCUGUUAG